Candoia aspera is the source of this 3639-nucleotide messenger RNA. RefSeq names its product zinc finger protein 260-like. Gene Ontology annotation, biological process: regulation of transcription by RNA polymerase II. Bases 329 to 3061 code for a protein of 910 amino acids. Gene Ontology annotation, cellular component: nucleus. The record is from RefSeq and is a predicted model, not a curated record. The transcript is spliced from 5 exons. Gene Ontology annotation, molecular function: RNA polymerase II cis-regulatory region sequence-specific DNA binding; DNA-binding transcription factor activity, RNA polymerase II-specific. NCBI's taxonomy places the organism in Eukaryota, Metazoa, Chordata, Lepidosauria, Squamata, Candoiidae.
GAAAAGGCUGCUGGUUGCAGAUCAUCUUCUUGGACUUUCAUUCUGGAGGGGUUUUAAUUACAUGAUCCAAUGGGACAAAGGCCUCUGAACAAGAGCAUUGUGAUUCUGCCAUGGAUUGCAGUUCUCUGCUAUUCUGAUUUUUUUGUUUCUUUUUCACUUCAGAUUGGAACAUGGAAGCAUGUUAAUUUGCUUGUGAAGUGACUUCUUGUCUGGAACUUAAAAUAAAUCAUAGCCAAAUCCAGUUGGUCCUGUGAAACUUAGAUUUUGUGACUAAACAUUGCUCUGUAAACCAGGAAAUCUUUGGCCUAUUUUGAGGCACCAAUAAAAAAUGGAUAUGCAAAGGUCAGCAGGACUAAGAGCAGAAAAAGGCCCUCCUGCCAUUCCAACUUGGAGCAGUGGAGAAUUUUGGGAAACAGACAGCCAGAAGAUCCCCUCUGAGGGCACUAUGAGUUCAGGUGUUCAGCACUGGCGCUUCAGGAAUUUCUGCUACCAGGAGUCCAAGGGGCCCAGGGAAGUUUGCAGCCAACUCCACCAGCUUUGCCAUCAAUGGCUGAAGCCGGAAAGAAGCACAAAAGCUGAGAUGCUGGACCUGGUGAUCCUUGAGCAGUUCCUGGCCGUCUUGCCCCCGGAGAUGGCGAGCUGGGUCCGGGAGUGUGGAGCAGAGACAUGUUCCCAAGCAGUAGCCUUGGCUGAAGGCUUCCUUCUGAGUCAGGCAGCAGACAAUGAGCUGGGAGUGAAGCAGGUGGAGCAGCCAUGGGUGGAAAUGGUCCCAAUGCAACCCAAAGGAAGGGGAGAUCUGUCCAGUUCCUCUCAGGAGCUGCUCUUUGGGAAGGUCUCCCAGGAUGAUCCAGUUUGCGUCACUUCAUCAGAGAAUGGAAAGAUGUUAAUAGAAAACCCCGAAACGUCUCCUCUUUGUGAUGGAGCAGAAACAGCAGCUGUGCCCCCAGCUCAGGGUUCUGUAUCCUUUGAGGAGGUGGUUGUAUAUUUCAUGGAGGAGGAGUGGGCACUGCUGGAUUGUUGCCAGAAAGCCUUGCAUAGGGAAGUCAUGUUGGAGAAUUCUCAGAAUGUGGCUGCUCUGGGUGAUGGGCAGGAGAAUGAGAUUUAUAAAGAGCCAAAUGGUUUGCAGUUGCAAACAAUCAAGCAUGAAGUGGAAGAAGUGAUGCUUGGAAAUCAAGGGGAGCCAAAAAGGCAAGAAAGAAGCUACUCAAAGGAUGGAGGGGAGAAGUCCUCCACUUCUCUGGGUGCUGAAAUCCACAGCUUCCUGACCCAGCAAGCUCAGAAAGGAAACAGAAGAGGAAAAUAUCCAGGAUGUGGCAAAAGAGACAAAACUAAAUUUGAUUUAAAUGAACAUUUUAGAACUCAGACUAAAGAGAAGCAAUACGACCACAGACAGCAUGUGAAAAGUAUGAAAAAUUUCUUCCCUCUAAUUUUACAUCAAAAAGUAUAUGCAAAACAGAAGCCAUAUACAUUUUUAAAAUGUGGAAAGAAUUUCAGUUUGAGUGGGCAUCUUACUUCCCGUGACAGAAGCCACAUGGGAGAGAAACUAUAUAAAUGCCUAAAGUGUGGAAAGAGGUUCAGUAGCAGCAGUAACCUUGUUUGCCAUAAAAGGAUCCACACAGGAGAGAAACCUUAUAAAUGCUUUGAAUGUGGAAAGUGCUUCAGUAGCAGUAGUUAUCUCAUUUCCCAUAAAAGGAUCCACACAGGAGAGAAACCAUAUCAAUGUUUUGAGUGUGGAAAGAGGCUCAGUAGCAGCAGCUAUCUAAUUUCUCAUAAAAGGAUCCACACUGGAGAGAAACCAUAUGAAUGCACAGAAUGUGGAAAGAGCUUUAGUCAGAACAGUAGUUUUAUACAGCAUAAAAGAAUUCACACAGGAGAGAAACCGUAUAAGUGUACAGAAUGUGAAAAGAGUUUCAGCAGAAAAAGUCUUCUUACUCACCACAAAAGGAUCCACACAGGGGAGAAACCAUAUCAGUGCGUGGAGUGUGGAAAGAGCUUUAGACUAAAAAGUACUCUUACUUCCCAUCAAAGGAUCCACACAGGAGAGAAACCAUAUAAAUGUGCGGUGUGUGGGAAAAGAUUUCGUGAGAGAAGCAGCUUUAUGAAACAUAAAAGAAUCCACACAGGGGAGAAACCAUAUAAGUGCACAGAGUGUGGAAAGGGCUUUAUUCAGAAGGGAGAACUUACUUCCCAUCAAAGGAUCCACACUGGGGAGAAACCAUAUAAAUGCAUGGAGUGUGGAAAGAGCUUCAGUCAGAACAGUAGUUUUAUACAGCAUAAAAGAAUUCAUACAGGGGAGAAACCAUAUAAGUGUAUGGAGUGUGGAAAGAGCUUUAGUCGAAACAGUAAUUUUAUACAACAUAAAAGAAUUCACACGGGGGAUAAACCAUAUCAAUGCAUGGAGUGUGGAAAAAGCUUUAUUCAGAAAGGAGAACUUACUUCACAUCGAAGGAUUCAUACAGGGGAAAAACCAUAUGAAUGCACAGAAUGUGGAAAGAGCUUCAGCAGGAGCAGCAAUCUUACUUGCCAUCAAAGGAUCCACACAGGGGAGAAGCCAUAUAAAUGCAUGGAGUGUGGAAAGAGCUUCAUUCAGAGCAGGGAUCUUUCUUCUCAUCAGAGAAUGCAUACUGGGGAGAAACCAUAUAAAUGUCCAGUCUGUGGAAAGAGCUUUAGUAUGAACAGUACUCUUACUUCCCAUCAAAGAACACACACAGGAGAGAAACCGUUUAAAUGCCUAAUUUGUGGGAAGAGCUUUAGCACAAACAGUACUCUUUCUUCCCAUCAAAGAACACACACGGGGGAGAAACCAUAUAAGUGCCCCGUUUGUGAAAAAAGCUUUAGUAUGAACAGUACUCUUACUUCCCAUCAAAGGAUCCACACAGGGGAGAAACCAUAUAUAUGUGUGAUUUGUGGAAAGAGGUUCCGUGAGAGCACUAGUCUUAUGAAACAUAAAAGAAUCCAUACAGGGGAGAAACCAUAUAAAUGUCUGGCGUGUGGAAAGAGCUUUAGUCAGAACAGACACCUUACUACCCAUAAAAGGAUUCAUAUGGGAGUAACCAUAUAAAUGCAUGGGGUCUGGAAAUGCUUCAGCUUGUUAGGCAGAAGAGAAUCUGGAUAGCAUGAAAAAGCUUCAGUAUCAGUGGCACCUUAUUUUUCACCUCGAGGAAAUUCUAUCAACCAGAGCAGCAUAGUUUUCUUUGGGCUGAGAGAGGAGUCAGGACUAAAUUUCCGUUUGAUUUCAUUCAUUUGCCAAAAUUAAGUGACUCGUAGUUAAGUUAGAUUAAUUCAAUUGAGAUGCCAUGAUUUCUUCCCUUUCAUGCAGUUCCUCUUCCAUCACAUUAAACUACUAUUCAGAGACUUUUUUAAGGACUCAAAAGCUCAGGUCUACUGAUGCACAGACCGGUGCUUAUUUCUUAGCACAUAACUCCUCAGAACCCCCUAAAAAGAUUGCGACAGUUGGUUUAGUCAUGAUGACUAUAAGGAAAAUAGUGUUUAAACGGGAGUUGAUAGGUCAUUUUCAUGUUAGAAGGCUGUUAGCUAUUUAUUUUAGUUUUAACAUUGUUACUCAUAUGUCUUGCUGCAUUGUGCACUGUAUAAACUUUAGUCUAUGACGGUAAAUAAACAAGGCAUCCAUUCAUACAA